AUGUCGUUCUAUAGAAAUGCAUUCGGCAACCCGGUCGUCGCCGAAAUGCCUGGCUAUAGUAACACCCCCCUCUUACUCGACACUCGCUAUUACAAUUACACGUCAAUCCCAGAACUUUCUCCCAACGUCUCACCUGCGAGCUACUACGCAACCCAGCCUGAAUCAACCGGUAUUCCCGAGCCAAGCUACUGGCCAGAAAACUUUAUCGACCAGACUCCUCCAACCUCAGGAUCAAACAGCCCGGACGAGGAGCGCCCCGGUGCCCUGUGGCCCCUGUCUCCACCUUCACCACAUGACUCAUCAAGGAAACCAACCAGGAGUCGAAUGCCACGUACCCGGUACGAGCCUUACCCAUCACAUCACCCCUCAUAUUAG
Penicillium verhagenii is the source of this 375-nucleotide messenger RNA. RefSeq lists its product as uncharacterized. Lineage: Eukaryota; Fungi; Ascomycota; Eurotiomycetes; Eurotiales; Aspergillaceae. The transcript has a single exon. The record is from RefSeq and is a predicted model, not a curated record. The coding region runs from base 1 to 375 and encodes 124 amino acids.